This is a messenger RNA of Aspergillus mulundensis, 441 nucleotides long. RefSeq lists its product as uncharacterized. The record is from RefSeq and is a predicted model, not a curated record. NCBI's taxonomy places the organism in Eukaryota, Fungi, Ascomycota, Eurotiomycetes, Eurotiales, Aspergillaceae. Bases 1 to 441 code for a protein of 146 amino acids. The transcript is spliced from 3 exons.
AUGCGUUUUACUCUUGCUCCCGUUGUUGUCUUCAUGACUAUGCUCAUGUUCGCCGUCAUGUCCUCUGCCCACACCGUCCAGUGCGCCGGAAAAGCCAUUGCCGCCAACUACAAGGACCUCAAGUGGCUCGCCCAGUACUUGGAGAAGGUUUCCCAUGGCACCGCCCAGCAGACCCCCGAGCUCCCCCAGCCUCCCAAGCAGCGCACUCUCGGCCCCAACUCCUGCGAGCGUAUCGCUUGCGCCAAUCACGCCGAAGUCCGCUGGUGCAAUGAGGAUCCCAACAACUCUCGCACCAUGGAGGUCCAGCACAUCGCUGAGGGUACCUAUGUCCUUCUCAACGACUGCGUGACUGGCUACCACGGCACCCUUGUCGCUGGCGGCUACCUCACUCAUCCGGAUAUGUGGUCUGUUAUCGCGCAGUCGACCUCCGACAGCUGCUAG